This is a messenger RNA of Strongylocentrotus purpuratus (purple sea urchin), 1359 nucleotides long. Its product is annotated as bis(5'-nucleosyl)-tetraphosphatase [asymmetrical]-like. Gene Ontology annotation, molecular function: bis(5'-nucleosyl)-tetraphosphatase (asymmetrical) activity. Gene Ontology annotation, biological process: AMP biosynthetic process; ATP biosynthetic process. The coding region runs from base 219 to 641 and encodes 140 amino acids. The record is from RefSeq and is a predicted model, not a curated record. NCBI's taxonomy places the organism in Eukaryota, Metazoa, Echinodermata, Echinoidea, Camarodonta, Strongylocentrotidae. The transcript is spliced from 2 exons.
GUGAAAUGUGAGAAAAGAAGGUGCCGAGUAGGGAAAUAUAACUCGGAUGGAGGAGGGAGCUACGUGUAUUUUGCCGCAGAAAAUGCGAGUUUACCGCCGCGGCAUGACUUUUAUAAAACGGGGAACCCCCAAGGUGUGUUCUUAUAAUUUUAUAUCCGAUUUAACUUGGAUGGUAUCAUUGGCUGUCUGCUCGAGUCAAGUGAAGAUCAAAAUUAACAAUGAGUUCAGAAAUGCUUCGAGCAGGAGGGCUUAUUAUAUUUAGAAGACUCCAAAUAGGAAUUGAAUACUUACUGCUCCAAACAUCAUAUGGAAAACAUCACUGGACACCACCCAAAGGCCAUCUGGAUCCAGGAGAGGAUUACCGUAUCGCAGCUCUGAGAGAGACGGAGGAAGAAGCGGGCUAUACCAAUGAUCAGCUCACAGUUACAGACUUCAAGAGCACUCUCAAUUACAUUGUCAGGAAUAGACCAAAGGAGGUUGUCUAUUGGCUAGCUGAGCUGAAGGAUCCUAAUGCAGGGGUGAAAUUGUCCAAUGAGCAUCAGGAUUUCAAGUGGUGCGACUUGGAGGAAGCCUGUCGGCUGUCAGGAUACAGCGAUAUGGAAAAGGUGUUACGGGAUGCACAUAAACAUUUACAAAGCUGAUGUGCAUAUCAGCCAAGUCUGAUAUAGUCUUGAACCUAAACUUAAGUUAAAGACAACUUAUCUUGGGACAUCAUGGAGAUUUACACAUUGAGUGGAUAUCCAAUUAUCCAUACCGUAGAUGUUAUAUUGACCACUGAGAAUACACUGUAAUUUUAUGAUUGACAGAUCUGCUUCCAUCAAGUGGUUUCCAAUGAAAGUGUUCAAAAUGUUUGGCCUGGGAGUGGAAGGGAAGUUUGAGCUCUUUGAGCUCAAGGUCUCGCUGUUCAGUAUCCAGUGUCAUGUUCUAAGUAAUCCUGAUUGGAAAUGUAACAGUUUUUUGUGUUUUCUUUUUUUCAGCAAAUAUUAAAUAUUUAAAAAAGUAUUAGUUAACUUGGAAUUAAUUUAGAAUAAAUAUCUCUUGUCUAUAGUUCAUCAAGAUAAAAAAAACACUAUACUUUGUCUUUUGACAAUACUUCAUGUUAAAGUACCCAUAUUUCACAUUAAAUUAAGUGUCUAGGGUGCAAAUUAGUUCACCAACUGCACAUAGCUCCUGUAUUUCAGGUGCUGUUGAGAAAAAAGAAGAACGAACAAAUAAUAAAUAUAACAUUACAUAAUAUAUAUAUAUGUGAUGUUUGUAUGACCUGUUUGGGAAUGCAUUGAACUUGUCAAAACAAUGAUAAUAUAGCGGUGUGUCAUUUUCUAAUGCUAUAUUUGAGGUAAAUAAUAUAUUUUCGUCAAU